AUGGAUCAUGGAUCUCCCUCACUAUCUUCGUCUACAGUUUUGUAUUUGAAAGUCUCUGAUGUAAACGACAAUCCGCCAGUCUUCGAAAAUCCAAAUUAUUCGGCAUUAAUAAUUGAAAAUAACACCCCGGGGGUUUCAAUGUUCAGUAUGAGUGCAAGAGAUUCAGACUGGAAUCAAAACGCAAAAAUAUCAUACUUUCUGGAGGACUCUGUGGUUAGUGGCAGUCCAGUUUCUUCCUAUGUGUCAAUAAAUUCCGAAAGCGGAGUAAUACAAGCAGUGCGCUCAUUUGAUUAUGAACAAAUAAAACAACUUAUGUUUACAGUAAGAGCGCAGGAUGGAGGCUCUCCUCCAUUGAGCAGCAACGUAACUGUGAAAAUCCUGAUCCAGGACCAGAAUGAUAAUCCUCCUCAGGUUCUGUAUCCAGUCCAGACUGGUGGCUCCAUAGUGGCUGAAAUGGUGCCUCGUUCAGCAGAUGUGGGCUACCUAGUGACUAAAGUGGUGGCUGUGGAUGUGGACUCUGGACAGAAUGCCUGGCUCUCCUAUAAACUACAGAAAGCCACAGACAGAGCGCUGUUUGAAGUGGGCUUACAGAAUGGAGAAAUAAGAACUAUCCGUCUGACUGAUAAAGAUGCUGUGAAACAAAGACUGACUGUCAUAGUGGAGGACAACGGGCAGCCCUCUCGUUCAGCUACAGUCAUUGUUAACGUGGCGGUGGCGGACAGCUUCCCUGAAGUCUUGUCGGAGUUCACUGACUUUCCUCACGAUAAGGAAUACAAUGACAACCUGACUUUUUACUUAGUGUUGGCUCUGGCGGUGGUUUCCUUCCUCUUCAUCACGUGUUUAGGGUUAUUAUAUCAGUGA
Poeciliopsis prolifica (blackstripe livebearer) is the source of this 861-nucleotide messenger RNA. RefSeq names its product protocadherin gamma-A7-like. Gene Ontology annotation, molecular function: calcium ion binding. The record is from RefSeq and is a predicted model, not a curated record. Gene Ontology annotation, cellular component: plasma membrane. Gene Ontology annotation, biological process: homophilic cell-cell adhesion. NCBI's taxonomy places the organism in Eukaryota, Metazoa, Chordata, Actinopteri, Cyprinodontiformes, Poeciliidae.